GUAAGGUCGACAGUCGAACUCGAGCCGCCGUUCGCCGCAGAGGCACGCGAAUAAUAUUUUUUUAAAAAAGUGAGUGAGGAAUAUUAUAUUGUGUUUCUGUAUGUAGAAAGAAACACAGAUAGUAUUUUGAGAUUGAAAAAAGAAAGUGAAAUAAUAUAGAAGGAUAGAGUGAAAGAGUGUCUUUGAAAAUUCAGAGAGAGUGAGAGAGAGAGAGAGAGGAAAAGUCGUGCAACAAAAGAAUUUCAGCGGGCAGAUUCUCUUCUUUUUUAAGUUUUGCUACUAUUCCCUCCAAGGCUAUUUUGUACGGAUGAAACCCUUUUUCAGCCUUCUGGAGCCGGUUCUUGAAGCAGGAAGAUGGGGGGCGACCAGCUUGGUCUCCUCCUUUGGAAAAAUUAUGUUGUCAGAAAACGUCAACCGGGUAUUAUGAGCCUGGUGUUUCUAUGGCCAAUAUUUGUAUUUAUGAUUCUUUAUACGGUGAGAGAUAAUAUCGAUCCAGAAUAUUUUCCCACAUGUCAAUUCCAGGCAAGAUUCAUGCCUCAAGAUGGAAUCUUGCCAUUUGUUCAAAGCUUCGUUUGUGGUGUGGGAAAUCCCUGUGAACCACUGUCGGAAAGCGAGGAAGUACCAUCUUAUAAAAAUGCCAUGUUGAGUCCAUUGAUUACGGAAUUACAAACAGUUUUGAGAAAUGAUACGAUUCUGUCAGCGAUUUCUUAUUUACCAAAAGGCGUUCAACUUUUUACUUCAAUGGCUCAAAUUCUCACCAAGCCGGAAAUUAAAAAAUUGUUUGACAGGGGGAUUUUUCUCGGCGAUUUAUUUAACAAUCACGAAGCAAUUAAAAGAUCAUUGAAAACUCAAAUGCCACAAGCAACGGAUUACUUGCUCGAUGGACUCUUUAAUUCUUCAAUAAAAUUGAUCUACUUGAUCGAGGGUCUUGGUUCAACAAACAUCGAAGACACUGUCUGCGUACCGGAUAAUUUAAAGAAAUUUCUAAUUGUGCCAAAGGAAAUGGAUCUAGUCACGAUAUCAAAAGUACUUUGCGAAAUAGAUCCAGCAAAGAUUCCCGGUAUUUUUGAACAAUUAACGAAACAUUUGGAUUUCACGUCACUUUUGGAAAUGGUCAGUCGCGUUAUGGCUAAAUUCCAAGACUACGACUUUAUCAAAGACAUCAAAAAAACAAUUGAGACUGUUCUCAAUUUGGGAAUUAUUGAUAAAUACGUUCCCAAUUAUUUAAGACUGCGCGAUUGGGUGCCAAAGAUUAUUCCAUUAUUUAAAAAUACUACAUUCAAGGAAAUUGAUAUUUUCUUUAUCAAUAAGACAAUAACAAUGUUGGAUCCAAUAUUCAAGAAAGAGAGCGAUUGGAAAACUGCUCGAAGUGCAUUUUUGAAACUAAACGAUCUUCUUGUUUUGGUGAAGAAUAUUGUUGGUAAAAUGGACGCGAGUAAUGAAACUAUUUCCAGUAUGAUGAAAAAUAUUGGGGGAAAUUUGGAAGACGCUGUGUCAAUUUAUUAUCAUCAAUACGAGGCAAAUGUUACCAAAGUUUUGGAUAUUUCUUAUCUUAUUUUAGUGGAUGGCAUUAAACUCACGAAAAAAUUGAUCGUGAAACAUGAAGAUCAAUUGCAGCUUGCAGCAGAAAUUUUGGAUGGAUUGAAAAACUUUUUUUCGAAAAAAAUACUGUACAAUCUUUCUUAUUUAGUAUCAAUGUUUGAUAAUGUGGUUCAAAUGACACAUCAUGUUGCCAUUAUUCACGAGGAAUUAUUGAUAAAGUUGAAGAAUAUUGUAGUCAAUCAUCAACCUCUUGUGGAAAAAAUACUAACGACUCAAGAACCUGAUGUUUAUAGGACGAUUAUAAAUUCCUUUUCACGACUGGAUUUCGUUGAGAAAUUCCUCGAAGAAUUAUCGUCGAAAACUGCUGAAGACAUUUUUUGUGAUGAUACUUUUUUCCGAGAAUUAUUUUUUGACUUGGAGAACAAGGAUCGAUUAUCAAAAUUAAAUAAUACAGUUUGCAACGAGGAGGGAAAAAAAUUUCUGUCUGAUGUUUAUAAUGCCAUGGAGUUACAAACUUUCAGUCGAAUUGUUGACAAUACUUUGAAUACAUUCAAACUUAUGGCUCUUAGAAAACCGAUGGUAUUUGAAAAAUCGAAUUUAACAGCAAUGGUGGGAAGUGUUCGUUCAUUUAUCACUUAUCUACAAGAUCCCGAAUCAAGAAGAUUGGAAACUGUAAAUUUAUCUUCAAUUUCAAUUCCAAACGAAUGGAAAACAGUGUUUGAGGAAACUCAAUUGCAAGCACGUCUAGACAUAUUGAGUCUUCAUCUCAGCGAGGCAAAAGAACUUGGAUCAAAAAGCCUCACAAUUAUUACGGUUUUACCGAACUUAAUUAAAAUGGAUCUUAUUGCAAGUUCCGUUCUGAGAGAUCUUGAGACUCAUCCCACCGAAUGGAUCGCCGAUGUUCGUCUUCACAAGUCUGAGUUAAUCGAGUCAUUUUAUUUGACUGUCGCUGACAGACCGAAGGUAUUGAAACUACUGGAAUAUUCAAAUAUGACAGAAACCGUAUGCUCGGAAAAGAAUCCUGAGAAUUUUCUCAAUUUCCCAUCGGGAACAAAUGGCACAUUUUUGAUGAACAUCAUUUGUCGCCCUAUAAGAACAGUGGAAUCAGCUCUCAGUUUGAAUCUGACAGAUGUGGAAAGCGAUGCAAUUCUAUCAUUUCAAAAUCAAAAUUUCAAUUGGACACUGUUUAAUGAAAAAAUUGUGGAAAUUUAUCAUUAUAUUGAUUCACUUGUGCAUCAAGAAGAUCAAGGGAAUAUCAAAGUUUUGAAUGAUGCAGCGGAGAAAUUUAAAGAAGCCUGGACUGAUCGCGUAACAGCGAGAGAUGCAUGGGAAGCAAGCGUAGGAGUUUUAUGUAAAUUAUUCACCGUGAUGGAGUUUCCGCUUUUUGAUGCAAAAGCAAUAGACAAUUGGUCGGAUUUAUACGCAGUCGCUUGGACUUCAUCUUUACUUGCUGACAAUAUUGAAAAUGUCGUCGAUCAAAUUCAGAGACAAAAUAAUUCUAUCGAAUUAAAAGAUAUUUUUAAUCUAAUGCCACAGACGGAAAGUUUAUUAAGUAAACUAUUGAGAAAUCUUGCACCAGUGACUCUUGAUUUGGUGGAUAUGACUUCCAGAAUUCCUGUUCAUUUUUUGUCGGCGAUUGACGAAUACAAAUCUCGUGAACCAAAUUGGCCGUGCUUUAAUAAUGAGAGUAUUGGAGAGGCGCUUGAACUAAGAACAGGAAGUCGAGAGUUAGUGAGAGAAAUUGAAAAAAUAUCCUGCGAUCCAACUCCUUUGAUCAACGAAUGGGACGAGCAACCAAUAUUAAUAAAAGUUCAGAAAAUCUUUCAGCGUGACAGUAGUGUUCAAAUGCCGUCUUUUAAUUGGACCCAAGGUUAUUUAAAUUUUCGUCGAUUGGUGAAAAAAAUGGAUUCCCUGAUGAACUCAGCAGAAGACGUGGAACUUGUAGAUGCGCCGAGUGUUUCCGUUUACAUAAAAAACUUUUUGCCCGAAGUGAAGAAAAUGGUUAUCGAAAGUCUUCCCGAGACUGAAGAUCAAAGCAGAAAAAUUGUGGACUUCAUUGAUCAUAAAAUUGAUAAAGGAGUUGAUAUUUUACACAGUCAAGUGUCAGCGAAAAAUAUUUGGGAUUCAGAGGGAACUCCAAGAGAUCUUAAUUAUUUUCUUGCACUUGGAAAAUUUUUUACUAACGUUUUACACGAUGUCUUCACUGUUUUCUCUGAUGCAUUCAGCGGAGAUCAAAGGAAUAUGAAUCUUCUAACAUUGCUUGGAUUCAAGAAUAAAAGUGCCAUUGCAAUAGCUUACGAUCAUCUACCACAUAUUUUAGCAACAUUUAUUAAUGGAAUGUCUGAUCCAACAAUUGAUAGUCAAGCAAUUAUUGCCAUGAAAAAGGGACGUGUUUCGUGUGCGGAAAUAUUUUCCUGGUUCGAAAAUUCCCUCGUUGAUCUCAGUGUUGUUGAAUAUAGAAUUUUGAAAAAUUUCACUUGCGAUCUUGACGCCGAUAAUUUUAAUGCAUUCACUGAUCUUUACAUGAAACAGACGACAGUUUGGGAAAAAAAUUUCGCUGACUAUCAAUCAUAUUUUUUAAGUUUGAUAAUUGAUUUAACCGAUUUGGGAAAAAGAAUUCAAAAUCAAACUAAAAAUGGUAUGAAAAUUGUUUUUCCGUUUAAUGAAGAAUAUUUUGAUAAUAUUGCAAGGACAUUGAGUCGUGAACUUAAUGAUGACAUUCCGGAAGUUGGUGGAAUAAUACUUCGGGACAAUCCAGAAGGUAGAAAUUAUCGUUUGGCAGUGGAAGGUAUUUCUGAAGUUAUCAGCAAAAUGGCAAAAACUUUGAGUGAAGUGCAGUUGAAGAACAAUGAACUUCAUACUUGGGAUUUAUUUGAAAAGGGCGAUGUUCAUCAGUUUGUGAAACUUUUGGAAAAUUAUCCACAAGAAGCAAUUGCAUUUUUUGCCGUCAUAAGUGAAAUUGAUCCGGAAACUAUGCAACCGUAUUCUAUUAAACAUUUUAAAAAGAAUUGGUGCACUACUCAUCCCAAAACUGGAAUGUGGAUGCAAGCCAAUGCAACGCACUUUUUAAGUAGUAUUUGCUCUUUUGAUUUUGAUCAACUACUGAAAACUUUAACCAGCGAGGAAUUAUUUUUGGUAGCUAAUGGCCACACAGACGUAUUGAAAAGAGUGACACCUCUUUCGAAAUCAGUCUCACUUUUAUUGAAAGAAAUCAUGAAAUUAUCAUCUCAGAAUCCAAAGGUAAUUUUGAAAUCAAAUAUUUUUAAUGCCACCACUUGGAGGAAUAUUCCAAUUGACGGAAUAACUUGGAGAACAAUUAAUCGAACUGAACUCUCUUGGGUGAAUAAAUUUGCCAGAGAAUAUUUUCCAAACGAUUCAUUAAUGGGACAAAUGUACAGGGUUCCUCAAGUUCUUGUAUCAAUAAUGGAACUUUUAUCCGGCGGUGACAUUUGGCAGAAACUUCAAAUAAUUUACAAGGACUCAAAAAUCCAACCCUUAUUGACGAUCGUUGAGGAUUUACCAAAUCUUGUGAUAACUGUCGUUGACACUUUUAUCAACUCCGAGAGACUGAAUGAUUUUGCUGAAUUACUUUUCGCCGGGAAAGUGAAACUUUGCGAUAUCGAUAAAUACUUGAUACCACCGAAAUUUAUUAAGAAGAAAAAAAUUCUCACCAGCAUCACGGAUGUUUGUCAAAAAUUUGUGAAUGGCGCAGUGAAACUUAAGACUGAGGAUUUUUUGCCUUUGGAUUUUUAUGCCGAGAAAGCACACUUGUACGAGAUGAAAAUAAAUUCAGGACUGGAGAAUUUGAUAAUUUACAAUGAAACUUAUCUUGUGGAAAAAAUGUACAAACUUCAAGCAACUUUGAUACAAAUUGCAUCAGAAGGUUUUCAGGAAGUUGAAGUUCCUAUUUGGUGGAGUUCCUUUAAAGAAGAAACUUUAAAACAGUUCCUUACAAAAUACAGAAAUACGGAUUUGAGAAAAUUGGCACAUUCAUCAAUGAAAAAAUCUGUCGGCGUUUUGUAUAAUAUUUUAAAUUCCACGCCUCACGAAGAAAAUUGUACCUGGUGCCACACGCUCAUGAUAGAAAUUGUAAAUACUCAGUUAAUAAAACACUCGGAAUAUUCGAAAUUAAUUUGUAAAAUGCGUCGAAUGAAAAUGACGGAAAUUCAAGAUACACUCGUGCGAGAUUUUUAUUGGAACAAAACAGUUAAUAUGAUUAAGGAUUACAAAUAUUUGAAUAACAAAAAAACAUUGAAAAAUUUUAUGGGUGCUUUGGAAAAUUCUCUGCAUUACAUAGCGGAUAUUUUAGUUGAUUAUCAUAAUGUAACAUUCAGUAAUGAGGUGAAAGAAUGUUUUUAUAAAUUAGUCGGCGGACCUUCAUUUUCAAGACCUGGAUUAUACGUGAUGGCAAUGAACGGAAUUCUCGACACUCUAGAAAAAAAUGUUCAAAUAUUUAACAAUUUAAUAAUGUAUUCGAAGAUAAAAAAUUUAACCGCCAUUGCCGAGAAAUAUUUACCAAUUUGGAAACCACUUUCUGAAAUUAUUGAAAAUUCAAACGCGGAGAAAAUAAAUCAUUUACUUCCAAAUGCAGAAAUCAAUGUAAAUUUAUUGUCUGGCGAUGUGGAAGGUACUUUAUGCUAUCCCACGAGGCACUGUCAAAAUUCAACGGUUCUCUAUGAAAUUCUCAGUGGCAAGGAAGCGAAGAAACUCAUUCUUCUUAAUUCAAAAACAUCAAAGUUUAUCCCAGCGAAUGAGAUUGCCGAAUUACUUUUUAAGAGUCUCAAUUUUGAAUUGAUUGAGCGGAAAAUUUCACUUUGGCGAAAGGAAGCUGCCACGGAUCUUGUGUGGAUAAAAAAUAUUUUAAAACACGUGUCUGCGGUCAUGGAAGAGGGAGGCAAUUUAUUUGAUGUCGCUAGUAAAAUUGAUUUUGAAAAUGUUUCAAAUGCUCUCGGUGUUCCUGAUCUUGUUGACGGUGUUGUUAAUAUUGUCAAUGAAAAGACAAUAGACAAACUUUUUGAAGGAAUAAACGAAAUUCUUGAUGACUUCGAACCAUUUAUCGAGGAUCCUGAAGUUACAAGAGACCUUCGAGCUAUGGUGUUCACUUUUGAGUCGAUGGAAAUUUUCAAAAAUUUGGGACUCCUGAAUAUGAAAUAUGGCGCUAACGAUUUGUUUAAAAAUUGGGACGUGCUUAGCAAAUAUUUAGUUGAAAAUGUCGGAAUUCCAAGUGAAGCUGUGAAUAUUAUGAGUGAGGCUAAAGUCGAUAUGAUUUCUGUAUUUUUAAAACAACAGAAAGCCAUGAGUUUGAUGGAUACAAUUUGCUCGCCUACGAAAUUGAGCGAGAUGUUGAGUUUUGAGCACACGCAUCUUUCCGCCGAAGAUGUUAGUUCCGUUUUGUGCGAAAUGGACAGUGAACAAAUGCAAAAUAUGACGAUCACUCUUAUUUCAAAUAUAAAUUUUCAGUAUAUUUUCGAUAACUUAAUGAGUGCGAAUGUGAAAAAUAUUUUGUUAAAUGCAAAUUUAACGGAAUCUGAUGGAAAAGCCAUUUUGGACAAUCUUGGAAUCGUCGCUGAACUUGUGCCAUAUUUUAAAGAAAAACUUACAUCCAGUCUUUCAUCAGCGAGGGAAAGUACUAAUAAAAAUUCUUCUGAAUCAAUGUCGAGAGGUCAAUUUCUCGGAGAAGCGAGCAAAAUGUUGUGCAGUAAACCACUGGUGCAAGAAGGUGGUGAUUUUUACAAGGUGAUUGCGUCUCUGGAAGACAAUAUAAAAGCCGCAGACGAAAGAGAACUCAGAACUUUACCCACUGAAUUUUGCAGAGAAACUUAUAAAAAUGUUUUGAGUAUGCCCGGAGGAAAGAUAAUUUGGUCCUACGUGAAACCAUUGUUGCGGGGGCGUAUUCUCUUUACGCCGAAUACAACUUUAAUUCAAGAAGUGAUGAAAAUAUCAAAUCAAAGUUUCGUUGAAUUUGCAAAAUUUUCCAGCCUCAUGAAUAGUUUUCAAAUGACUCUCGUUGCUCUUAAACAUCUCGCUGAGAUGGGCGAUAAUUUAAAGGAUUUGGAAAAUAUAAUGUCAUCGGACGUGAUGAAAGUUGCCGUAAAAUCCAUGAGUGGAUCGAGUGAAUCGAAUGUUAAUAUGGAUUUGUCGAACAUUGAUUUGACGGAAAUCGCUUGGGAGUUGAAGAAUUCUGAGAGAUUAAUAAAUAUGAUUGAGAUGUUGAACGACCUGAUGGAUUGCGUACUAUUGGAUCGAUAUUAUGGAUUCGCGACAGAGGAGGAAUUGGAAAAGGCCGCUGAUGAAUUAAUGGAAACACAUGAAUUUUUAGCGGGCGUUGUCUUUCUUGCCGAUCAUCGUCAGAAGAGAUCAUUGGAAUAUGAAUUACCGCACAAUGUCACUUAUAAAAUAAGAAUGGACGUUGAUUAUGUUCAAACAACGACGAGAUUGAAAACUCAAUUUUGGCUUCCUGGACCAGAAGCCGAUUUUUUGGAGAACAUGCGAUAUAUGAGGGGAUUUAUUCAAUUGCAAGAUUCAAUAGAUCGUGCAAUUAUUAGAGUCAAAUCGCGCACAAAUCAAGAUUGGAUGACUCUCACACGACAGAUGCCUUAUCCUUGUUGGAAAUUUGCUCCAUUUCAAUCUACACUUUAUGAAUCUCAAGGAGUUAUAGUUUGCUUCUUUUUUGCUUUGAUGAUGUGUAUUGGAGCUUCUAUUCGGCACAUUGUUUGGGAAAGAGAAUCUCAAAAUUCGAUGGUGAUGAGUGUGAUGGGUCUGAAACCUUGGAGAAAUACUGCAGCAUGGUGGAUAACAUCUUUUAUUGAAUUAUCGAUAAUAAUGUGUUGUAUUGCCUUAAUACUUUUAGCGGGAAAAAUUCUUCCGAAAUCUGAUCCUUUAUUGCUUUUGACUUUAUUCUUUGAUUAUAUUUUCUCAAUUGUCGCUUUCUGUUAUAUGAUUUCAAUAAUGUUCAGUUCGGCAAGUUUGGCUGCUGUUACAGCAGUGACCAUGUUUUUGCUGACGUACAUGCCUUAUAUUGUCGUAAUUGCCAUGGAAGCUGCGAUGGGCCUUGGUUAUAAAUUACUUAUCUGUUUGAGUAUGUCAACGAGUUUCUCCUACGGUUGUCUUUUUGCUGUACGAAAAGAAGUUCAAGGAGUAGGUUUACAAUGGAAUUCAAUGUGGGAAGAAUCGACUCCCGGUGAUCCAAUGUCUCUAGGUUUGGUGCUUAUUAUGAUUUUCGUCGAUGGUUGCAUUUACUCUCUAAUUGGCUACCUUAUUGCUAGAUACACAAAUUCAGGCAAGGGUUUUCAUGGAUUACGAUCUCGCAGCUUAUGGUGGGGUAACAACCGUACCCUCUAUGGUCUACCUAGCUAUCUAGCUUUCAUCAACAACCUUUAUUUCACUAAUGAUGUUCUACACCCUUCAGACACUUAUCAAGAUGAGGAAACUGACUCGAGCAGUUUGACAGUGAAUGAGGCACAAGUUGGCGUGAGUUUCGAAGGAGUUCGCAAAGUAUAUCAAAUCGAGCAAGGCUCCCGAGUCGCUGUAGAUGAUUUUACUCUGAAGCUUUGCGAAGGCGAAGUGACAAGUCUUUUGGGAAGAAAUGGAGCUGGAAAAACUACAAUAAUAAAAAUGUUGACUGGAAUGAUUGCUCCGACCGCUGGCGAAAUUCGUUUAAACGGAAAAGAAGGCACUAAACCUGACAUAGGAGUUUGUCCUCAAGACAAUGUUCUCAUUCCAACUUUAACUCCACGAGAACACAUGACUUUCUACGCUAAAUUGAAAAAACCUUCUGAUAAUUUGGAAAUGACUAGAAAUGUCGACUCAAUGAUGGCAUCAUUGGAAUUGGGUCGUCAGGAGCACGAUCCAAUUUAUCGCCUUUCCGGCGGGACAAAGAGACGAUUGUGUGUUGCUCUUGCAUUUCUUGGCUCGCCAAAGCUCGUGAUUCUUGAUGAACCGGGAGCGGGAGUUGAUCCAGCAGCGAGACGUAGGAUUUGGAGAUUAAUAGAUCAACAUCGCGUUGGAAGGACUGUCCUUCUAUCCACACAUCAUCUCGACGAGGCUGACAUGUUAAGUGACACUGUUGUCAUAAUGCACAAAGGGAAAAUCCUUCGUGCCGGAUCGCCGUUGACCUUAAAGAUGACCCUCAACCAGGGCUAUAAAAUUCAUAUAUCAUUCCCCGUCACUGACGAAUCAAAAUCCAUUAAUAAAAAAUUUUACGAAAAUGUUUCCUCUCUAGUCAAGAGUGUUGUGACUAAUGCGUUUAUUCGCGAGGAAUCGAGAACUGAGAUACUUGUUGUUUUACCAUUCUUUGGAUUAAAUGGCGUUAGUAAUGAUAUUUCGGCGGCUCUUAAAAUUAUCGAAGAUAAUAAGGAUUUAAUUGGAUUUACACAUUUUUCGUUGGAAUGUGACACGUUGGAAAAAUUCUUUUUGGAUCUUUGCUCCGAGGCGGAGAAUGGAUCAUCAAUGUUGAGAAAUAGUCAAGACAGUAUUGCCUCCGCGCCGUCAAUUGAAUUGUAUCCAAUGAAUGAUGACGACGUGGAUUUAAUUGGCCUUGAACCAAAACCAAAACCAUCGGCGUAUCGACAAAGCAAGGCUUUGCUGAAAAAGAGAAUAUGGCAUUUCACAAGAGACUGGAGAUCACCAUUGGCGGCUUUAAUUUUGCCCACGGUUUUCGUUGCCGUAGCUAUGGGAUUCUCAUUAAUCAGACCACCAUCCCAGGAUGAACCACCAUUAAUUCUAAAACCCAAACUCUACAAUGCACACCCGACUCAUUUUUAUAGUAUUGACAACGACUAUGAUCCCUUCCUUCAGCACGUAUCAAUGCAGCUACAAGAUCGAUUUGGAGGUGAUUCAGCUGGAGCUUGGCAAACUCUUCCGAAUGACACUGGCACGUGCGAUUGUCUCGAGGGUCAACAAGUUUGUCGUGGAGUGUCCCAAGCUGUCGAGGGUCUGUUACAAACCCCACCUGGACGUCCGACUCUUGACUGGAUAGUUUCAACUCAUCAGGAGUACAUAGAGAAGAGAUAUGGUGGAUGGUCAUUAUCGCAUUGGAAAGAUGAUCCGCUCUUUGUUGUUUGGUUUAAUAAUAAAGGACAUCAUGCCUUGCCAGCUUACCUUAAUGCCCUGAACGAAGCGAUCAUGCGAGCUUCAGGAGUUGAUGGAUAUUUGAUUACUAUUAAUCAUCCUUUGAAGUUGUCCAGCGAUCAAUUAAAUCGAACUACAUUGUUGCAACACGUGGCUGAUGUUGGAAUCGCCAUAGUGCUUUUGGUUGCAUUUAGUCUUGUGGGAGCGCAAGGAGCAAAGGAAUUGGUUAGAGAGAGAUUGUCGGAGGAGAAGUGUAUCUUAUAUCUUGCCGGAGUGCAUCCUGUGACUUAUUGGACGACGGCUCUAAUCUGGGACUUGUCGGUUUUCCAAACUGCAAUCACUUUGGCACUUGUCGUUUUCGAGAUUUUCGGUCUUCCUGCCUACGUUGCUAGGGAUAAUUUAAUGGGCGUCACUUUACUGCUGUCUAUGUUCGCAUGGGCGGUGGUGCCAUUCACUCAUCUCGUUGAAAAGGCCUUUGAUGAUUCGAGUUUAUCAAAUAUGGUGCUCUUUUGUGUCAAUACAUUUUUGGGUGUAGCGGCACUAACGACGAUCCUUGUAAUCGACAUUCUCGGCAAAAGUCAAACGGCAGCAGACGUUCGUAAUUUUCUACAUCACGUACUGCUUUUAUUACCCCAAUAUGCACUCGGGGAUGCUCUUGUGCAAAUGACGAAGAACGACAUCACUGCUGAACUACUAGGAAGAUUCAACAUGGAUACGUACAAAUCUCCCCUAGGUUGGAAUUUAAUUGGCUUACAUUAUGUCUGCCUCUUCGUCGUUGGUACUAUUCUAUAUUUGGCAAAUCUUGCCAUCGAGUGCCGAGUACUGCCUGACAUUUCAUGGAGGAGGAAUAAAGUUUCUUACGAGGAUGUGAAAGAAGAUCCAGAUGUUGCCAGAGAGAGGAUCAGAGUCGAAAAGGAAUUAGUUCAGGACAUUUUGAAAAUCGUAAAAUUGCGAAAAGAAUAUAAAAGCUUUUACGGUAAAAAUAUUGCUGUGCAAAAUUUGAGUUUUGGCGUUGAGGCUGGGACUUGUUUUGGAUUAUUGGGCAUAAAUGGCGCUGGCAAGAGUUCAACAUUCAAAAUGUUAACGACCAAAAUAAAACCAACAGCGGGGAAAAUAUUCAUUAAUGGCAGAGAAAUUGGUACUGGUCCUUUAUGUAAUGGUGAGGUUGGAUAUUGUCCUCAAAGCGAUGCUCUUGAUGGGUUUCUAACUCCACAUCAGUGUUUGACCAUUCACGGUGAAGUUUGCGGUCUUGCUGAUGUGUCCAGGGCAGUGGAGAGAAUGCUGAAAAGAUUCGAUCUUAUCAAAUACGCUCAUCAGAGGGUGGACAGUCUCAGUGGGGGAAAUAAGAGAAAACUCUGCACCGCUAUUAGUGUAAUGGCUCCCGUGUCUCUCGUUCUCAUGGAUGAACCCACAAGUGGAAUGGACCCAGCAUCCAAGGGAUUGGUCUCACAUGCUGUUCGACACGUAACGAGGAAUCAGGGAUCAGUGAUAAUGACCUCGCACAGUGUUGUCGAAUGUGAGAAACUUUGCUCAAGAGUGGGAAUUUUGGCGAAGGCGGGUCUCAGAUGCAUCGGAAGUCCUCAGCAUCUUAAGCACAGAUUCGGAGAAGGAUACAUUGUGUUUCUGAGAACGAAUCAUUCAUUGUCGCUUGAUGACUUGAAGGAAGCAAUUUCGAAGUACAUUCCAAAAGCCAUUAUAUGCUCGAGACAAGCAAGGACCGCACGUCUUCUAAUACCUCGUGGUCAGGAUAUAACGUUGAGUGUCACAUUCACGAAAGUGAAGAAUCUCGCUGAGGAUCUUCAGGCCACUGACUUCACACUUACACAAAGUUCCUUGGAUCAAGUUCUGGUCAGCUUUUCAGAGCAACUGGAAGACAGUUCUGACAGUGCAAUGUGCUUCAUAAACACGUGUGUCAGCAGUGAUGCCAUUCAUUUAGAUACAUUUUAAUUUUCUCUUCAUUCCUUAAAAUUAGGUACAAAAAAAAGAGAGAGGACAGAUUCUUUUCUUUUUUUCAUCACGAUGCCAGUAUAUGUUCCUUUAAUUAGAUUUUUUUCUCAUAAUAAUUUUUCUUCUUCAUGAAGAAAAGUAACUUUAGAGAAGUUGAUUUUAACUUUACUCGAGAGUUGUCUUUUCAUCAGAAAUUUUUUUUUUCUAUUUUCUUAUUGGAAUUUUUUAAUUCAAUUUGGUUUAGGACUGUGAAUCUUUCUAGUGUUCUUUUUUUUUAGAUAUUUGUUUAGUGUUUUAAGUUAAUUGUUUCUAGUUUUAAGUGGUAUUUAAGAGAUCGUCAAAUGUACAAUUAUCUUUCGAAUUAAUUAUAGGAAUGGCUGCGGUAUUUUUAGUUGGAAUAAUUUUUUAAUUCAGCUAAAUAAACAUUUAAAUUAAAUAUUUUUGUUUUCGAAUUCAACAAAGUAUAAUUGGCUCGAAUAUUAUUAAUUGGAUGAAAAAAUGUAUUAA
This is a messenger RNA of Leptopilina heterotoma, 13065 nucleotides long. It is a transcript of the gene ldd, whose product is annotated as ATP-binding cassette sub-family A member 13. Gene Ontology annotation, cellular component: intracellular membrane-bounded organelle; membrane. Gene Ontology annotation, molecular function: lipid carrier activity; ATP binding; ABC-type transporter activity. Gene Ontology annotation, biological process: transmembrane transport; lipid transport. Bases 355 to 12558 code for a protein of 4067 amino acids. The transcript is spliced from 52 exons. NCBI's taxonomy places the organism in Eukaryota, Metazoa, Arthropoda, Insecta, Hymenoptera, Figitidae. The record is from RefSeq and is a predicted model, not a curated record.